UGAAUGGUAGCAAUUCUCGCGGUUAUAACGUUUGCGAUCUGUUCUCCUCCUCAUACGGACUCGUCGGAGACCAAAUAUCGCCGGAAGAUUGAUUCCGCCGUUGAGUAAUCGGAGCUGAUUAGGUUUGAUUUCGUUAUGGAGAGUUUGAUUGCGCUUGUGAACAAGAUUCAGAGAGCCUGUACGGCUCUGGGAGAUCACGGCGAGGGAAGCUCCCUCCCAACUCUCUGGGACUCAUUGCCUGCGAUUGCCGUCGUCGGUGGUCAGAGUUCUGGAAAGUCUUCAGUGCUGGAGAGCGUUGUUGGAAAAGAUUUUCUACCUCGUGGAGCUGGGAUUGUUACACGUAGACCUCUUGUCCUGCAGCUUCAUAGAAUUGAUGAAGGGAAAGAGUAUGCAGAGUUUAUGCAUCUUCCAAAGAAGAAGUUCACCGAUUUUGCUGCUGUGAGGCAGGAGAUUUCGGAUGAGACAGAUCGUGAAACUGGUCGCAGUAGCAAAGUAAUAUCUACAGUCCCAAUUCAUCUCAGUAUCUUCUCUCCUAAUGUUGUGAAUUUGACACUUGUCGAUCUUCCUGGGCUGACAAAGGUAGCUGUUGAUGGCCAGCCUGAGAGCAUUGUUCAAGACAUCGAGAACAUGGUCAGAUCGUUUAUUGAGAAGCCCAACUGCAUCAUACUAGCUAUUUCCCCUGCAAAUCAGGAUCUUGCUACAUCUGAUGCCAUUAAGAUCUCUCGUGAAGUUGAUCCAAAAGGAGACAGGACUUUUGGAGUUUUAACUAAAAUUGAUCUCAUGGACCAAGGCACUAAUGCUGUUGAUAUACUUGAAGGAAGGGGAUACAAAUUAAGGUAUCCUUGGGUUGGUGUUGUAAACCGGUCUCAAGCUGACAUUAAUAAAAGUGUUGAUAUGAUUGCUGCUCGUCGGCGUGAACGUGAUUACUUCCAGACUAGCCCAGAAUACAGACAUUUAACUGACAGAAUGGGUUCAGAGUAUUUAGGAAAGAUGCUCUCUAAGCAUUUGGAAGUUGUUAUCAAGUCGAGAAUCCCGGGACUUCAGUCUCUUAUCACAAAGACUAUUUCCGAGUUAGAGACAGAGCUAAGCCGUCUUGGGAAGCCUGUAGCAGCUGAUGCUGGUGGAAAACUUUAUAUGAUCAUGGAAAUUUGCCGUGCCUUUGAUCAAACUUUUAAAGAACACCUCGAUGGCACGCGUUCAGGUGGUGAAAAGAUAAACUCUGUGUUCGACAUUCAAUUCCCAGCUGCCAUUAAAAGACUGCAAUUCGACAAACAUCUCUCCAUGGACAAUGUACGGAAACUGAUCACUGAAGCAGAUGGAUAUCAACCUCAUCUCAUAGCUCCUGAACAAGGUUAUCGCCGCCUCAUAGAAUCAUGCUUAGUCUCCAUUAGAGGCCCUGCUGAAGCAGCUGUUGAUGCGGUUCAUUCCAUUCUCAAGGAUCUUAUCCACAAAUCCAUGGGUGAAACAUCAGAACUGAAGCAAUAUCCAACACUGAGAGUAGAAGUAUCAGGUGCAGCCGUGGAUUCAUUGGAUCGAAUGAGAGAAGAGAGCAGGAAAGCAACUCUGUUACUAGUGGACAUGGAGUCUGGUUACUUAACGGUCGAGUUCUUCAGGAAACUCCCGCAAGAUUCUGAAAAAGGUGGGAAUCCAACACAUUCGAUAUUCGACAGAUACAACGAUGCAUAUCUCCGAAGAAUCGGUUCGAAUGUGUUGUCAUAUGUGAACAUGGUCUGCGCUGGCUUGAGAAACUCCAUACCGAAAUCCAUUGUUUACUGUCAAGUCCGUGAAGCAAAACGAAGCCUUCUAGACUUCUUCUUCACCGAGCUUGGCCAGAAAGAGAUGAGCAAAUUGUCGAAAUUGUUGGAUGAGGAUCCUGCGGUUCAGCAGCGAAGGACUUCGAUUGCGAAGAGGCUGGAAUUGUAUAGAAGUGCUCAGACGGAUAUUGAAGCAGUUGCUUGGUCCAAGUAGAGAGACGAGACCUCUCCACACUCCAUUUUUUGUUUCUUUAGGAUACGUUUCCUUCUUCAUUUUUUUUUGUCUCUUUUUUCUUUUUUCCUUUUUCCAUUUGUCUUUGUAUUCCGUGUUCGAAUUAACAUUGUUUCUGAAUAAGUUUCUGUAAGACGAUAGUUGGUCAAAUUAUUUGAAAAAAAAAAUGAAUUCACGGA
Messenger RNA from Arabidopsis lyrata subsp. lyrata, 2165 nucleotides. RefSeq names its product dynamin-related protein 1B. Bases 136 to 1968 code for a protein of 610 amino acids. Gene Ontology annotation, molecular function: microtubule binding; GTPase activity; GTP binding. The transcript has 14 exons. Gene Ontology annotation, cellular component: microtubule; cytoplasm; membrane. The record is from RefSeq and is a predicted model, not a curated record. NCBI's taxonomy places the organism in Eukaryota, Viridiplantae, Streptophyta, Magnoliopsida, Brassicales, Brassicaceae.